Molecule: messenger RNA, 1764 nt
Organism: Acanthaster planci (crown-of-thorns starfish)
Lineage: Eukaryota; Metazoa; Echinodermata; Asteroidea; Valvatida; Acanthasteridae
Biological process (GO): cGMP biosynthetic process; receptor guanylyl cyclase signaling pathway; intracellular signal transduction
Cellular component (GO): plasma membrane
Molecular function (GO): peptide receptor activity; adenylate cyclase activity; guanylate cyclase activity
Source: RefSeq, a predicted model, not a curated record
AUGGCCAGCCCGGGAGGGGGAAAUCUGUACCGGGAGGUCGUCGAAGAUGGUCAGAUCCGAGUUGACAACUCCCAGUCGUCUUUUGGCUCGCUGUCUCAGGUUGAUGACACAGUCAGAGAUCUUCUUCUUCAUCCGAAUGAGAUUGGGCGUUGCCGAGAGAACCCGCUGACUGAGAAGGGGAAACGAAUCCAGCUAGCCAAGAUGUUACUUCUCAUCAUCAUACCUAUAGUCUCCUUGGCUGUGCUCGCUGGUAUCGACCUCCACGGUAUCGCCUUGGGCAAUCGGCUCAAUGUCGAGGUGCGGAAUGUUAUCCGCUUUAGCAGAGACAUUGGUGUAUUGUUGAGCUGUCUUCAACGAGAGCGAGACAUGGUGGCUCUCUUCGUCAGCGCCAUCAGCCCCGACCAAGAUUCUUUCGUGACAGCCACUUUCCCUCAGACAGACGAAGCCUUGGAUGAACUCAAGGACUGGCCGGUCGAGACCUAUGUUGUCAAAGAGCUCCCCUACUUCCGCCACAAGGAAGACUUCAAGGAAUACCUAGCCCACCAUCGCCGCAAUCUCCAUCGCUCCAACACCACGGUGUAUGACGAAAUCGAUUUCUAUACCGACAUUCUGCAGAUCUUCAUCGAUUGGCUCUACGAUAGCAUUGGCAAUUCUAACGGGCAUGGUCUGUGGCAGACCUUAGUGUCUUAUCAACUCCUCAUCGUCAGCAACGUGGACAUCGGCAUUGCACGGACUCUAGGCUCCAUCUUCUUCGCCCGGGGUAAAUUCUACAGCUUCGACGACUAUGUCUGGUAUCUCAGCAAAAAUGACGUGGGAACCUGGAACUUCGAAGCCUCUAAGAGGUACUCACCUCUUAUCAACAGCUUCUACAAAGACCUGGUCACCACUAUGGAUGAAAACUUCGUCACCACUAUUACAAACCUGCGACAAGAGAUCUUAGACCACGCUGUGGAUGGGUUGCAACCCAACUUCGAGGCGGCCACUCUGUGGUUUGACAGCAUGACGGUCUACAUCAACAUCCUUGAGAGUAUGCAGAGCAAGAUGGCGGACGAGAUCCUUCUGAGACUAGAGAGUGACCUGGACAACGACACGAGCUCCAUUGCUGUCAGCAUCUGCUUGGUUGUCAUCGUCAUCAUCACCUGUCCCGUCAUCCUAAGAGCUUUUUGGUCCCUCACCACUGACAUUCAGAACUACGCUCUCAAUCUGGCCUCUCAGACCAAAGCUCUGAAUAAGCAGAGGAAGAAAUCCAACUGGCUUCUCUACUCCUUACUGCCCAAGUCUCUGGCUGCGGAUUUGAUGAUGAAAAAGCCGGCUGCUCCAUCUCACUUUGAUGAAGCUACUGUGAUGUUCUGUGACCUAGAAGGGCUGGGUUACAUCUGCUCUCAAAGCAGUCCAAAUGAGGUGGUAGAAAUGAUGAACGGCCUGUACCUCGUUUUCGACUCCUGUAUCGACCAAUAUGACGUGCACAGCGUUGAGACGCUGAGCGGCACAUUUCUGUUAGCUUCAGGUGUUCCCAAUCAUAACGGCACUAAGCACGUGAGUGAGAUAAGUGGUCUAGCCCUUGACAUUGUUCAUCACAUCAGUCUUCUGGAGGUACCGCACAAACCCUUCUGGGGUUUCAAAGUUCGCAUCGGCUUCCAUACAGGUCCAGUGAUUGCAGGAGUUGUCGGCUUGGAUAUUCCACGCUUCUGUCUCUUCGGUGACACUGUCACCAUAGCCUCUCAGAUGCUAACAACUGGCUGUGGUGAGUCCAUGAUCGCUUGA